AUGUCUCUUCCAACUUUUGGUUCCUCCACCACCGCAGAGGAGGCGGCUGAUGUGCUUUCCAACGUAAUUUCUGGCAAGAACGUACUUGUCACCGGAACGUCGCUCGAGGGUAUCGGCUUUGAAACCGCGCGGGCCAUUGCAAAACACGCCGCACUCGUCGUCAUUACCGGGUACAACAAGGACCGCCUCCAACUCUCCGUGGAUGCUAUCCGCAAGGACAAACCGGCUGCUCAAAUUCGCCCGCUCGUGCUCAAUCUCGCGUCGCUGUCGGCCAUUAGAGAAACGGCCAAAGAAAUCAAUGGUUACGCUGAGCCAAUCCAUGUCGUCAUCCAUAACGCCGCCGAUACUAGUGGUGUCUACUCCGUCACUGCAGACGAUAUCGAAGGACAAAUGGCCGUCGCCCAUUUCGGGCCAUUCCUCUUGACUAAGCUCAUUCUCCCGAAAAUCCUCGCCAGUAAGACCGCCAAAUGGACCCCGCGUAUCGUGCUUGUGUCCUCGCUUGCGCAUUCGAUGGGCCCCGGCAUAGAGCUCACUGCCUCCGCCUUGCGCAAGCCGGCCACGGGGCCCGAAACCAGCUACUUCCUCCGCUACCACGAAGCCAAGUCGGCAAACGUGCUAUUUGCGCUGGGCCUCGCCAAUCGCGGCGCGGGAAAACUCAGGGCGUAUAGCCUGCAUCCCGGAGCUAUCUACACGAACGUCUUCAUGAAGGAUACCGCAAUCCCGAUGCUCAAGUCAGUUGGGCUUUUGAACGAGGAUGCCACACCCAACACGGAGGCACAUGAAUGGAAGACCAUUCCCCAGGGCGCAUCUACCUCGGUCGUCGCUGCGUUUGAUCCUCGUCUUGACGAUAAAUCCGGUGCUUACCUCGUUGAUGGUGCCGAGGCCAAUGCGCAACGGGCUCCAAUCUGCUCCGAGUUGGCGAACGCAGACAAGCUUUGGAAGCUCACCGAAGAGAUUCUUGGCGAGGAGUUCGUUCUAUAA
Molecule: messenger RNA, 981 nt
Organism: Mycena indigotica
Lineage: Eukaryota; Fungi; Basidiomycota; Agaricomycetes; Agaricales; Mycenaceae
Exons: 8
Coding region: 1-981 (326 amino acids)
Source: RefSeq, a predicted model, not a curated record